Molecule: messenger RNA, 1838 nt
Organism: Ooceraea biroi (clonal raider ant)
Lineage: Eukaryota; Metazoa; Arthropoda; Insecta; Hymenoptera; Formicidae
Product: voltage-dependent anion-selective channel
Biological process (GO): monoatomic anion transmembrane transport
Cellular component (GO): mitochondrial outer membrane
Molecular function (GO): voltage-gated monoatomic anion channel activity
Source: RefSeq, a predicted model, not a curated record
GUGUGUUAAAAUCCACGUUCGAUCUGCACCAAGUGUGUUAGACGCAAGAAGCGAGGACGAGUCGCCCGCGGAUGAACCGGCAUGGGACCACGAUCGCAAUGUCGUCUGCCGUGAUACGAAGUUACCAUGGAUCGUGAUCUGCAGGAUCCAAUCUCCGAAGCGUUUCACGGGACGCUAGCCCGGAAAGACGGUUCUCGACGUAGCGCGAUGCGUGAAGCGACCUGCAAGUUAGAAUCCUUGUACGGUCGCGAUAAUCGGUUGCCGAGCUGCACCUUAUGUAAUACCUAGGACAGGUCAAUACCAUCUCCCGCAUCGCACGUCGCGAUGAAAUUGCGAGUCGGGGUCCUCGUAGUUUCACAUCGUCGGGAAUUUGCUCGCUACAGGUGCCCGUGAAAGUGCUUUGUCACUUCUAGGGAUUUAGGAGAUCGCACUUUAUCAGAUAAGCACGCGUUGCCAAUUCCAGGUUGCCAGUCCAGUUACACGCAAAUUUGUUAGCACGAACAUGGCUCCUCCAACGUACAGUGAUUUAGGAAAGAGUGCUCGUGAUGUCUUCGGCCAAGGCUACCAUUUCGGCCUGUUCAAACUAGAUGUAAAAACCAAGACGAACACUGAUGUGGAGUUCACUUGUGGCGGUGUGUCUAAUCAGGAUACGGGCAAGGUGUUUGGUAACUUGGAAACUAAAUAUAAGCUCAAGGAAUAUGGAUUGACGUUUAGCGAGAAGUGGAAUACUGACAAUACUCUUGCAACUGAUGUCUCCAUCGCCGAUAAACUGCUCAGUGGUCUCACGCUUGGUUACAGCUGUACCCUGUCGCCACAAACUGGCGCUAAGACUGGAAAGUUGAAGACAACCUACAAACAUGAAAAUGUGUCCGCAACUGCUGACUUUGAUCUUAGUCUUUCUGCUGGGCCCCUAAUUUAUGCAUCCGCAGUCGUGGGUUAUCAAGGAUGGUUGGGUGGCUAUCAGGCGUCCUUUGACUCACAAAGGAACAAACUUACGAGAAAUAACUUUGCUCUUGGGUUCACCGCUUCAGACUUUGCUCUUCACACUGCUGUGGAGAACGGUCGUGAAUUUAGCAGCUCGAUUUACCAUAAAAUAAAACCAGGUUUGGAAGGUGCAAUUAAUUUGGCAUGGAAUUCCACCAACAAUGUAACACAGUUUGGUAUCGGAACGAAGUACAAUCUCGACAACGAUGCUAGCAUUAGAGCCAAGGUGAAUUCUAACCUUCAAGUAGGUUUGGGAUACCAACAGAAGCUGCGAGAAGGUGUAACCUUGACACUUUCUACAAACAUCGAUGGAAAGAACUUCGGCUCUGGUGGCCACAAGUAUGGUGUUGCAUUAGAUCUUCAGGCUUAAAUGCGUAUUAUUACAAAGUAAUGGUUAUUGCAAAAUGAGAAAAUACAGAAAAUUUAUCCCGUAUGAAUAUUUCGUGACCCUUGUGUCAUAAAACUGGCGUGACAGUACAUGCUUAUAAAUAAAAUAUUGCCUGUAACGUGUAGAUAGGAUUGAUUCUUGAAUAGAUGCCACGAAGUAUCAUCCAUAAUUUGGGAUUAGCUGGAGGGAACAUUAGUUUAUACUAUACACUAAUAUGACCUCGUAUUAGCAAUAUCUCUGGUCGUGAACAGCGUAAAGUCACGAAGACAAAACAAGUUUGUACUGUUAAUCUUGAAGUUACAGUUUUCAGACUAGCUUGUCGUCAGUUUCUCCUCAUUCGACUCAUUCUUUCCAUAUAAGGAUUCGAAAGUAGCGUAAUCGCACUUGUAUGAGGCAAUGGUAUGAAAAGUGGUAAAACAGUGGUCAUUAUCAAUGAUAUUAAAUAUAAGAAAGUUGUUUACGAAAA